AGUUGGUUUGCGUCAGGUGAAAGUCGUACGGUACUCAGCGGAGGAAAAGUUGUUUCGUUUAGAAAUGAAACGUUUGUCAACAUCUUAAAUUAUAAAUGUUGAAUAAUAAGAUUUACAACUUCAACAUCACCAGGUAAACAGCAGCAAUGAAGAGUCUCAAAUACCGACUGAAAAAGCAUGAAGUUACGCUCACAAACACAGACUGGAACAAGUAUGACGACCGGCUGAUGAAGGCGGUGGAACGGGGCGAGGUGGACAAGGUGGCGGCCGUGCUCAGCAAGAAGGGCAUCAUCCCCACCAAGCUGGACAUGGAGGGACGAUCCGCGUUCCACCUCUCUGCAACCAGGGGCCACCUGGACUGUCUCAAUCUCAUCCUGGGCCACAGCGUUGACCUCACAGCCACCGAUGCCACCGGUAAAAACGCCCUUCAUCUAGCUUCCAGAAAUGGCCAGUCGCUUUGUGUGCAGAAGCUAUUGCAGCACAACUGUCCUGUGGGGAAUGUGGACUUGCAGGGGAGGACCGCUCUACACGACGCUGUGAUGGCAGGCUGCUCCUCUAGCGUCAAACUACUGUGUGACAGCGGGGCCUCUGUAAACGCAAGUGAUUUUGAUGGGCGGACUCCUCUGGUGCUGGCUACCCAGAUGUGCCAUCCACACAUCUGCCGGCUGCUGUUGGAGCGAGGGGCCGACAUCGCCAUCCGUGACAAACAGAACAAGACCGCUCUGACCCUGGGCUGUGAGUAUGGCUGUAAGGACGCGGUGGAGGUCCUUCUGAAGAGCGGCGCCGAUGUGACUGCCGUGGACAGCUUUGGCCACGACUGUUUCCACUACGCCCGCCUCAGCAAGAACCAGGAGCUGGUCAGCCUUUUCAAGACCUACCUCGACAACGUCACCAAAGCAAAAGAAGCUGCCAAGAUGGAGCAGAAAAAGCGACAGCACUCAGUGGAGAUGACUGAACAGGCCGAAGCCAACGUGAGGGACCUGGAGAGACAGAACGAGAGCCAGCAGGAGACUCUGAGGAAGUUUCACCUGGAGCAGAGGACUCUGAUGGACAAGGUCAAACUCCUGCAGCAGCAGCUCAGCCAGGAAAAACAUACAGUGGAAUGCAUCCAUAAAGAGAGGGAACAGCUGAAGCUCCUACUGAGUGCCAAAGACAGGGAGGAGGGGGCUCGGGCCCCAGAGACUGUCAAGGUUCAGCUCAGGAGCCACAUGGGGGACUACUCUGGCCAGUCUGUUAUCAAAGGAAAAGACAAUGUCCUCGUCAAACAAUCUCACAGCCUGGAUUCAGCGCAGGUGCUGCAGUCGACCGGUCUUUCACACUCACUGUCCCGUCCCCUGGAGCUUGCGGGACGUCCUGGUGUGGGCUGGGACCCAGUCGAGGAGGUGGAGGCCCUGCGGUGCGAGCUGGAGACGGUGAGGAGGCGGCAGCAGACUGCCGAGGAAGAGGCUCUUCGCCUGCAGGCGGCACUGGCCCGCAAAAGCCAGGAGUGCCAAGAGCUGGUCCAGAGCCGGGAGACCAUCCAACGGCAGGCAGACCGGCAGGUCCAGGAGCUGGAGGAGGCACUGGGGGACGUCCAGAUGAGGAUGCUGGACUCUGAAGCCAAGGUCAAGCAGCUCCAGGCCCACGUGGUGGCGGUCAAGGAGCACCUAGGAGGCCAGGCGGCCGACGAGCUCCGUGCCCAGCUCCACGAUGUCAAGGCCAAGUACGAGGGCGCCUCGGCCGAGGUGGGGCGUGUGCGUAACCACCUGAAGCAGAGUGAGAAGGCCCUGGAGGAGUACAAGAGCAGCGAGGGCCAACUGGCGGUGGAGGCAGAGCGGCUGGGCCUGGAGCUGACCGCCUUGCGGGAGGAGCGGGAUGAGCUGGCAGAGGCUGUGCUGGACAUGGAGGCCCUCAUUAAGGAGUCCCGGGCACGGCAGGGAGAGAAGGUUGUGCCGGCAGAGAAGUUCGACAACAUGAAGAACCUGCUGAGCAAUGCGGUGGAUGAGAAGGAGCGUCAGCUGGCAGAGCUGCGGGAGGACUAUGACCGUGUGCUGGAGGAGGUGGCUGAGCUACACAGGGAAAUGGACAGCCAGCAAACCCAGGCCGGGACAGGGGCGGUCCCCCUGCAGGAGCAUGAGAGGAUGAGGACGACCCUGGAGGAACAGAGUUCCUCCAUGAAGAGGAGGCUGGCGGACAUAACUGCCAAGAGCCAGGCACUGAUCCGCCAGGUAGAGGAGAGCGAGGAGGAGCGGGAGAUGCUCCAGGAGCAGCUGGAGGAGCUCAACAGCAGGGUGGAGGCCAACUUCAUCCCCCUCAAGGCCCAUGAAGAGGCCAAGAGCGCCCUGGAGAGAGCUGUGGAGAAGCUGGAGGAGAGGCUGGUGGAGGCCGCAGAAAGGAACGGCCAGGCCGAGGUGCAGAUCCAGAGGCUACAAACGGAGAGGGUCACCCUGUGUGAGAGUGUCACCAGCCUACAGAGCGCUACCGUGCCCUCUGAGAAGUUCCGGAGCGAAGUGGGUGCCCUGAAUGCUCGCAACGCUGAACUGGUGAAGGAACUGGAAGUGCUCCAGAAGAGGUUUGAAAGAGAGAAGGAGCUCGCCCAGGUCACUGCCAAGAACCAGUCUCUGAAACAGAGCCUAAAUGGAGAGUACGUGUCCAGAGAGAAACAUGAGCAAGUGAAUUCGGAGCUGAGUGCUGCUUUGGAGAAGGCCAAGGCUGAGCUCUCCAAAGUGGAGAAGGAGAGCAAAGAAAGUGAGGAAGAGUUGCAGAAGGUGAAAGAGGGUAGUGCAGAGUUGAAAGAGAAGCUGGAGAAUGUUCAGGUGAUGAUAGAAAAUGACUAUGUGUGUCUUAUAGACCAUGAAGCUGUAAGGGUUAAGUUGAGCAAUGCUGUUGUUGAGGCGGAGCAUCGUGCCAAAGAGGCGUUGGCAAGCUACCAGUCUGCCCAAGAUGGGACAGUAAAGCUUCACCAAGAAAUGGAGGCGCAGAAGAAAGAACUCGACACCAUCCAGGAAGCUAUCCAGGCCAAGUUUGUCCCGUUGACUGCCAUAGAGGAGAGGGAGAACUCCUACAACACCAAGCUGAAAGACUUGACAGGAAAGCUCUCGGAGAUGCAAGAGAAGUACAACCAGGAGAAGUUGGACGGGGAACGUCACAAGCAGGAGAAAGAGAAACUGAAAGUGCAGAUGGAGUCUGUGCAGCAGAGAAUGGAGACAGGCGCCAGUAAAAAGCACAAGGAGGUGGAAGAUGAGUACAGGGGUAAAAUGGAGGAGCUGACACUGAGGUUGGUAGACCUAGAGCAGCAGUACAAAGACGUGACUGUGCAGAGGGCCGAGCUGGAGGAGCAGAACGCCCUGUGUAACACUGACAUCCAGAGCCUGCAGCAGCGCCUGGAAUCCGAGUCAACCCGGCUGGAACACUAUGAGGCCGAGCACCAAGCCCUGAGGGGCACCAUCCACCAAGCCCAGGACGAGUGCCAGAAAGCCAGGGAGGCCCAGCGUGGGGAGGCCCAGAGAGCCUGCGCCUUGGAGAAGGAGCUCCAGGGAUGCUCCGGGGACCAGGCCGUCCUCCUGCAGCAGCAUGCUCAGGCCAAGGAGGCCCUGGAGGGGCAGGUGGCCCAGCUACUUGCUUCCCUUCGCCAGGAGCAGGAGACCAGCGCCCAGAGGGCCCAGAACGUGGCAGCCCUGCAGUCAGAGCUGCUCCGGGCCACCCAGGCCCUGGACGAACUCGGAGGAAGAGAGGACCAGUUGAGCCAGCUGAAGGCCGAGAAGCAGCGUCUGCAGGAAGAGACAGCGGCGUUGGGGAGGCUAUCUGGGCUGGCGGAGCAGUGCGAGGUGCUCCACCAUGAGGUGGCCCAGGCCAGGGAGGACGAGGGCAGGGCCAGAGAGGACAAGUCCAGGGCCAGGGUGGAAACUGAGGCCCUGCAGGAGAAGAGCAACACCAUGGAUAAGGAGAUCCGGGAGCUGAAAGAGAGGUACGAGGAGUCGCUCAGCACCAUCGGGGAGUUUCAGAGGAGGAUCCAGAUGUCGGCGGAGCAGACCGAGGUCAAAGACAAAAAGAUCAGCGAGUUGCUGACGGACGUGGAGAGACUGAAACAGGCCCUCAAUGGUCUGUCCCAGCUGGCGUACGCUGGCAACGCUGCACCCAAUAAGAGACAGAUGCAGCACAUAGACACACUCCAGGCCCAGAUCAAGAGCCUGCAGCAGCAGCUGGCUGAUGCUGAGAGUCAACACAGAGAGGUGGUUUCAAUUUAUAGAACUCAUCUCCUCAGUGCAGCACAGGGCCACAUGGAUGAGGACGUCCAAGCCGCCCUGCUGCAGAUCAUCCGCAUGAGACAGGAGUUUGUCUGCUAAAAGUCCAUUCAGCAACAACAGAACACAACCCGCUGACUCAAAUCCACCGUUCACACAGCCCCAGCUACAGAGCACCCCCCCGCUGUGGCCCC
This is a messenger RNA of Oncorhynchus masou masou (cherry salmon), 4417 nucleotides long. RefSeq names its product uveal autoantigen with coiled-coil domains and ankyrin repeats-like. NCBI's taxonomy places the organism in Eukaryota, Metazoa, Chordata, Actinopteri, Salmoniformes, Salmonidae. The record is from RefSeq and is a predicted model, not a curated record. Gene Ontology annotation, molecular function: protein binding.